AUGGGAAAAGCAAAAGGCAAUGUAUGGAAACACUGGACAAUUCUUAAUACAAAAAAUCAACCUGAAGCUAGCUAUGAAAACUGUUCUGAAGAUAAUUCUGACGACCAUUCUGAUGACUGUUUUGAAGAAAAUGAUGAAACUUUACCUAAAAAAAACAUUACCAAACCACAUCCUCGUGUUAAGUGUAAUUAUUGUUCAAAAACUUUUGAACGUGGACUUGCUUCCCGAAUACAAAUGCAUCUUAAUAGCUGUUUGAAAGCACCAAAUAAUGCAAAAGCAAAUCUUAAGCGGAAAAAUUCAACUACAUCUGGUAAAUCUACCCAAAAAUAUCAAAAAACUAUGCCGAUUGAUAAUUUUAUUGAUAAUGUAAAUGAAAAUGAACAAGAAACACUCGAGUUUAUGUUAGCACAAGCAAUAUUCGCAACAGGAACAUCAUUUGCUUUUAUAGAAAAUCCAUAUGUUAUUAAGUUCUUUCAACGCAUUCGUCCUGCAUUCAAGUUACCAACUCGAAAAAAAUUAGCAAAUGAAUUGUUGGAUAAAGUAUAUGAGAAUGUAAAAGCUGAAUCUGAUAAAAAAAUUUUACAAGCGCAAAAAGUUGCACUAGUUAUACCAGCUAUUACACGAUGGGGUACACAUCUUGAAUGCUUUCAAUCACUUCAAAAGUCACAAAUUGCAAUUGAGCAAACAUUAAUGGAUUUAAAAAUUCGUCAAACCAUGGAUUCGAAUUUAAGAAUACAUGUGCUGCAAGAUGAAUUUUGGGAAAAUCUUAAUUUAGUAACAGAUAUUUUAACUCCAAUAGUUACUAUAUUAAAAUUAUUCGAAUCUAAUGAGUCUACACUUUCAUCUAUUUAUUCUAACUUCAGAAAGAUGAAAAAUUCUCUUCAAAAAAUUCCUAUUGCUUAUAUGAUGGAUCCACGAUUUUUAGAUGAAAGUAAAGAUUUUAACGUCGAAGCUAUGGGGUAUAAUACAUUUACAACAUAUUGCAAUAACAGAUUUGAACAAAAUAAGUCUGUUAAAUUAUUUGUUGAAUUAGUUACAUUUCGAAACAAAAAUCCUCCUUAUGACAAUGAAAUUAUUUGGAAAUCUGCAAUACACUUACUCCAUCAACCUGUAAUCACUAAAGAGGAUGAUGAGUAUAGUGAAUUUGAUCAAGAUAUAGAGAAAGAAAUUUAUAAUAAUAUUAGCGAAAUUAUUGAUAGUGAAAAUGAAGAAAUUUAUGAAGCUUCUAAUGCAGAUAAUAUAUCAGCUUUUGAAAUGAAUAUUGACGAUUAA
Messenger RNA from Racocetra persica, 1272 nucleotides. The record is from the annotation of a GenBank genome assembly. Lineage: Eukaryota; Fungi; Glomeromycota; Glomeromycetes; Diversisporales; Gigasporaceae.